CUCCUCAACUAUCGGCAUUGGUCAUCUGAGCUACGGGUGGUAUAAAACAAAAUACAGAUUUAAUUUAUAUUUUGCAUUUAACUGUCAAAAAAUAGCCUUGAUUACUGGUGAUGUCAGAGCUGCGCUCCAAAGUUAUCACUCUCUAUAAGCACUUACAAUUUCUGGGCCGCGACUACCCUGGCCUGAAUGGGCCGCAAAAGUUCCGUAAACAAGUCCACGAUGCGUUCAUAAAGAACAAGGAUGAGCGUGAUCCCAAAAAGAUCGUCGCCCUCCUGGCGCAGGGACGAUACUUGGCCAAGGAGGUGGAGGCGUUGUACUCGCUCAAAAAGUAUCGAAGCGUGAAGCAGCGAUACAGUUACAACGAUUAAAGUGGAAACAUAAAAAUGAAGGACUGAAUCAGAAAGAGAAUAUGAUACAUGCAAAGCUUUUGUUUUUUUAAUACUGUUCGAAAAAAACCAAAACAAAAAAAGCCAAAUGUAUACACACAUACUAAAACCCAACACAGCAAAAAACACACAAUAAUUUGUUGAAUUCGAAUGUCUUGUCAAUGCUUAACUUUAAGUUAUUGUUGAAUAAAAGAGUCAAAGUCAUUGGUUAACCAAGCCAAAAAUAA
Molecule: messenger RNA, 613 nt
Organism: Drosophila grimshawi
Lineage: Eukaryota; Metazoa; Arthropoda; Insecta; Diptera; Drosophilidae
Gene: osi
Product: electron transfer flavoprotein regulatory factor 1
Exons: 2
Coding region: 111-368 (85 amino acids)
Biological process (GO): respiratory electron transport chain
Cellular component (GO): mitochondrion
Source: RefSeq, a predicted model, not a curated record